UUUGGAGAAGACCUACCUCUAAGUCCGCGGAGUCCUCUAACCCCCAGACAUGGGCCAGGUUUGGCUGAUGUUUGUCAGUACGAUGAGUGGAUAGCAGUGAGGCAUGAAGCCACCCUGUUGCCCAUGCAAGAAGAUCUGUCAAUAUGGUUAUCAGGUUUAUUAGGUAUUGAAGUUAAGGCAGAAAAAUUAUUGGAAGAACUUGAUAAUGGAGUACUGUUAUGCCAGCUGAUUAAUGUUCUUCAAAAUAUGGUGAAAACAUGCAACUCGGAAGAACCAGGGAAUUUUCCAAUGAGAAAAGUGCCCUGUAAGAAAGAUGCUGCCUCAGGUUCAUUCUUUGCUAGAGACAAUACUGCGAACUUCCUUCACUGGUGUAGACGCGUUGGGGUUGAUGAGACUUAUCUCUUUGAAUCUGAAGGUUUAGUUUUACAUAAAGAUCCAAGACAGGUGUAUCUUUGUCUUCUUGAAAUUGGUCGAAUUGUGUCAAGAUAUGGGGUCGAACCACCAGUAUUAGUAAAACUUGAGAAAGAAAUUGAGCUAGAAGAGACCUUACUCAAUGCUUCUGGGCCUGAAGAGUCUAUCAGCAUUCCGAAAUCAUGCUGUGAGCAUGAAGAGCUGCAUGAAGCUGUUAAACAUAUUGCUGAAGACCCUCCUUGUAGUUGUUCUCAUCGAUUUUCUAUUGAGUACUUAUCUGAAGGACGGUACCGACUAGGAGAUAAAAUACUCUUUAUAAGGAUGCUUCAUGGAAAACAUGUCAUGGUCCGUGUUGGUGGAGGCUGGGAUACUCUUCAAGGAUUUUUGCUUAAAUAUGACCCCUGUCGAAUAUUACAGUUUGCUACACUAGAACAAAAAAUUCUAGCAUUUCAAAAAGGAGUUUCUAAUGAAAAUGUACCUAAUUCGUCUGCCAGAACACCUCAGCCUCCUGAAAUGAAUCCUUUGUCAGCAGUUAGCAUGAUACAGAAACAAAAAUCAAAACCUGGCACACCAGUUGGUAUUCCAAGGAGCAAAGAAAAGCAGGUAUGUCUACCAGGUGUGUUGCUGCCAGCAUCUUCCCUAAAAGGAGGUAAUCUGGGCUCCGCAUCAGUCUGUUCUAAAUUGCCAAAUUCUCCAGCAGCGUCUUCUCACCUCAAACUCAAAUCUUCAAAAGACGUAACAAAGAAACCACAGACUCCUUCAAACAAUGCAUCAUCUUCUUUAAAUCCAGUAGAUAAAGGCACUUCUUCACCAGCUUUAUCAAGAACUGCACCUUGUGUAUCUGAGUCAUUGAGAAAAUGUAUCUCAUCACCAAAUACUCCUAAGGCCAAGUUUAUUCCAGCCCAGAAGUCAAGAGAUGUCCCUGAGUCUAGACUUUUGCCAAAUAAAUGUUCUGAAAAAACUGAACCAAAGCAUUUGAAACACAAUCAUAUGUCUUCCAGAGAUAAUGCAGUAUCUCACCCAGCUACACAUUUAAACUCAUCAUCAAAGAAGCUACCUAAAGCAAAUAUACAUGUAAGGCCUAAACCUUCACCU
This is a messenger RNA of Ceratotherium simum simum (southern white rhinoceros), 1506 nucleotides long. Lineage: Eukaryota; Metazoa; Chordata; Mammalia; Perissodactyla; Rhinocerotidae. The record is from RefSeq and is a predicted model, not a curated record.